This is a messenger RNA of Vigna unguiculata (cowpea), 748 nucleotides long. Its product is annotated as basic form of pathogenesis-related protein 1-like. The record is from RefSeq and is a predicted model, not a curated record. Gene Ontology annotation, cellular component: extracellular region. NCBI's taxonomy places the organism in Eukaryota, Viridiplantae, Streptophyta, Magnoliopsida, Fabales, Fabaceae.
CAGUAUUACUUUCUGCAAUCAAACAAAAUGGGGCUAUGCAUUAAGGUUUGGUUUUGUGUACUGAGUGUGUUGGGGUUGGCGAUUGUGGGUGAUGUUGCCAACGCUCAAGAUUCAGCGGCAGAUUAUCUGAAUGCACAAAACACUGCACGAUCAGAGGUUGGUGUCGAGAACAUAGUUUGGAAUGACACAGUUGCUGCUUUUGCAAAGAACUAUGCUAAUGAGCGUAAAGAUUGCCAACUGAUUCAUUCAGGUGGCGGUGGCAUCUACGGGGAGAAUAUUGCAAUGAGCUCCGGUGAGAUGAGUGUUGCAGAGGCGGUGAAAUUGUGGGUGGAUGAGAAACCCUUCUACGACUACACUUCCAACUCUUGUAUUGGUGGGGAGUGUCUGCACUACACUCAGGUUGUUUGGAGAAAAUCGGUGUAUCUUGGAUGUGCCAAAGUAAGUUGCAACAAUGGAGGCACCUUCGUCACCUGCAACUAUUCUCCUCCCGGCAACUAUGUCGGCGAAAGACCCUAUUAACUUCCUCCAUCGUAGCUGUUACAUCAGAUCUAUUACAUAUUAAGACUAUGAAGUAUAACAUCACUGUGAUCUAUAUGAAUUUUCAUUGAUCUCGUCAUGUUUUUCAUUGUAGCAGAAUUCAUAUGUGAGUUUGUAACUCACGUAGUUAAUAAUGCUUGUCUUCAGUGUUGCGAGUAUUUGAUUUCUUUUGUUUGCUUGUGUUUUUUCUUUAAUUUCUUUUCUCUUUGAA